ACGGCAAACGUCCGCUCGAAUCAAUUCCCACUGUAUUUUAUAACAGUGGUGAUUCGAAAAUGAGGAAAAUUACUCUCGCCGACGGGGAAGGAAUAUAAUCGUUAAAACGUGAUAGCCGAUAUGCCAACUAAACCCAAGCUGGCCGUGAAAACCGGCAGCGAGGAAACGCGAGAAAGCACAUCCGUCUCCCUUCUGUCGGCAUGCGGUAAUGACGCCUUGUCCCAUCCCAGUGCUGUUGGAUCAUAUUCAAAUUUGCUAUCGCAUCAGCGGUCGGGGGGUGCGGAUAAUGGAAUGGAUUUACGCGCUGCACCGGCGGAUCAUGCAACGGUGUCGAAAAAACAGAGCCGUCGCAAUCGGACGACCUUUACGACGGCGCAGCUGAAUGCGUUGGAGAAGGUGUUUGAAAAGACGCACUAUCCCGAUGCAUUUGCCCGGGAGGAAAUCGCCAGGAAAGUUAAUCUUUCGGAAGCUCGAGUUCAGGUUUGGUUUCAAAAUCGGCGAGCCAAAUUCCGGCGCAACGAAAAAUCGGGGGCUUCCAGUUGUGCUAAAGCCUACUCACCGGAUGUCAAAAUGGAGUUACCGGAUUUCGAAUCACGGACGCAUGACUCAAUGUCACGGAGUGCCUUACCCAUGCGCCAACCGCGACACUGUGCGGAAUACGACUUUGAUGCCGUGUCCCCGCCACCUCUCUUUAACAUGCCCACCUAUUCCGCAGCACCCGUUAAUACUCCUCACCGGCCUACCGUCCUCGCUCAUUCUUCCCCUAUGGACAGCUAUCUAGCCAAUCAAUGGUCCAGUAAUGCUUCCCAUACCAUGUUUUGGUACAAAUAGCCAUUUUGCAUGGUCCAUUACUGAAGUUGUACUCGUAAUAGUGAUAACACUUUCCCUUCCGUUGUUCGUGUUUUUUCCACAUUUAUCCGCUUAUCCGUUCCUUUGGUGUAGCAAGCAAAAAUUUUAAAUUGAGUGCCCAGUUGACAAAUGUCCCGGAUUGAUUGCAAGGAGUGUUAUUGGAAGCCAAUGAACACUUGAGUAUGUUUUCAUUGCCGAACUGAUAUGUCAUUUUGACACAGAUAUUAUUAUGACACGCUUUUAAG
Messenger RNA from Paramacrobiotus metropolitanus, 1094 nucleotides. RefSeq names its product paired mesoderm homeobox protein 2-like. The record is from RefSeq and is a predicted model, not a curated record. Gene Ontology annotation, biological process: regulation of transcription by RNA polymerase II. The transcript is spliced from 4 exons. Lineage: Eukaryota; Metazoa; Tardigrada; Eutardigrada; Parachela; Macrobiotidae. Gene Ontology annotation, molecular function: RNA polymerase II transcription regulatory region sequence-specific DNA binding; DNA-binding transcription factor activity, RNA polymerase II-specific. Bases 121 to 831 code for a protein of 236 amino acids.